GCCAUUUUGGUUUUUUAGGAAGGAUUUCUAACAAAAUAUACUGCUCAAAUUCCAAUUGAAUUUCAAUCAUUUUACACGUCUUAACAAAGAUCUAGGACGGAUGAAACAUGGCUAAUAGCUUGCUGAAGUCAACAACGUUCUUUAAUGCUGCCAGGCCAUGUCAUCUUGGACUAAGGUUGCUGAGCAAUGGAGCAAAUGAGGAGACACGCACAUUUGGGAAUAUGAAGGAUGAAGACAGAAUUUUCACAAAUCUCUACGGUAGACAUGAUUGGAAACUUGAUGGAGCCAAGAAAAGAGGUGACUGGUAUAAGACCAAGGAGAUAUUGCUAAAAGGCUCUAAUUGGAUUCUUGAUGAGAUUAAAAAGUCUGGAUUAAGAGGAAGAGGAGGAGCUGGAUUUCCAACUGGGAUGAAAUGGGGUUUUAUGAAUAAACCAUCAGAUGGAAGACCAAAGUACUUGGUUGUGAACGCAGAUGAGGGUGAACCAGGAACUUGUAAAGAUCGUGAAAUAAUGAGACAUGAUCCGCACAAGUUGGUUGAAGGAUGUCUGGUCGCUGGUGCUUCAAUGGGCGCUCGAGCAGCUUAUAUUUAUAUCCGGGGUGAGUUCUACAACGAAGCAUCGAACAUGCAGGUUGCAAUAAACGAGGCGUAUAAAGCUGGCUUGAUUGGAAAGAACGCGUGCAAUAGUGGAUUUGAUUUUGAUAUCUACAUGCACAGAGGCGCUGGUGCAUACAUAUGUGGCGAAGAAACGGCAUUGAUUGAAAGCUUGGAGGGAAAGCAAGGAAAGCCAAGGUUAAAGCCUCCGUUUCCUGCUGAUGUUGGCGUAUUUGGCUGUCCAACAACCGUAGCAAAUGUUGAAACUGUCGCCGUUGCUCCUGUGAUUUGCAGACGAGGGGGUGAGUGGUUCGCUGCGUUUGGACGACCACGAAACACUGGUACAAAGUUAUUCAAUAUUUCUGGUCACGUCAAUAAUCCGACGACAGUUGAAGAGGAAAUGUCUGUCCCUUUGAAAGACCUGAUUGAAAGACACGCCGGCGGAGUUUUAGGUGGUUGGGACAAUCUGCUUGCUGUGAUACCAGGAGGAAGUUCAACACCACUCAUCCCAAAACACGUUUGCGAGGAUGUUUUAAUGGACUUUGAUGCGUUAGUCGAGGCAGAGACAGGCCUGGGUACAGCUGCUGUUAUAGUUAUGAAUAAGCAGACGGAUAUCGUGAAAGCGAUUGCUCGCUUACUAGCGUUUUAUCAACACGAAAGCUGUGGUCAGUGCACGCCGUGCCGAGAGGGAUGUGGUUGGAUGACUAAGAUGAUGUACAGAUUUGCAAGCGGCAACGCUAAACCUUCAGAAAUCGAUAUGCUUUGGGAAAUUAGUAAACAAAUCGAGGGUCAUACCAUUUGUGCGUUAGGUGAUGGAGCCGCGUGGCCAGCUCAGGGUCUAAUACGUCAUUUCCGGCCAGAGCUGGAACGCAGGAUGCUGGAGUACGAAGAAUCUGAGAAGGUGGCUGCAGUUGCUUAGUGUCAGCGGUAUAUCGUUACAUAAUUAUAUUCCAUUUCUCUAAAGGAAAGAGUGUUUCAUUGAACAUGCAAGAUCUUUAUGACAUGACAUGGCUGAGUGUAAAUAUAUUUUAAAAUAAAGAAUGUAUUUUAUAUGCUGCGA
Molecule: messenger RNA, 1652 nt
Organism: Dendronephthya gigantea
Lineage: Eukaryota; Metazoa; Cnidaria; Anthozoa; Malacalcyonacea; Nephtheidae
Product: NADH dehydrogenase [ubiquinone] flavoprotein 1, mitochondrial-like
Exons: 18
Coding region: 108-1511 (467 amino acids)
Biological process (GO): mitochondrial electron transport, NADH to ubiquinone
Molecular function (GO): NADH dehydrogenase (ubiquinone) activity; NAD binding; 4 iron, 4 sulfur cluster binding
Source: RefSeq, a predicted model, not a curated record